ACAGUAGGUACCUAUUGAAAUUUAUAUUUUCUUGUUCUAUUCAAGGUAUAAUUUGUAUUCUUUGGCUCAGUACGUUUCCAGAAAAUGGCUGGGUGGAUUGUCGAAGUCUGACACGUAUUUUGGGUUAUUAUCGUAAACAUUAUGCGAAAACUUUAGUAUGACAAUUUUUUUGUGACCUAAUUUAUAGCCUAGAUAUACAAAGAAGGUUAAAAAUGGAGUUUCGUGAGACAUUAUUAGCAGCUCAGCGAAACCAACAACAAAAGUCGUCUGUUGAUAGUUAUUACUAUAAAGCAAAAUUUGAUCCCCCUAAAAAAGAACAAAAAGCCAAAGAUAGAUUGUCAGCGAAUAUACAAAAGUUUCUUGCUAAGAAAGAUGAAGAAGAAAGACAGAAAAGGUUGGAGGCCCAGAGGAAAAGAGAAGAGCUGUUUGCAAUGCGAGAUCCCAAGGCAUUGCGCAAGAUACAAAAGACCUUGAAAGUGAUUAAAUCUGCAAAUAAGUCUGUUAUAGCGGAUGCUAUAGACCGGGACAACACAGCAUUUACUCGAGAUGGCCCAGACCAGCCAGAUCAGGAUGACUAUGGUUAUGAAUCACAGGCUGCUGCUGCUAUUUAUGAGAAAAUGAUGCAAAAAUACAGCAAAUUACCAGAUGAACCAAAAUUUCCUUCACAAGGUAAUUCUAUUAAUAAAGAUUUGAAUGGUACCAGGGAAAGAGUGAAACACGCCCUUCGUCAUGAAGAUGAUCCAGUACCACACAAACGAAAACGUCGUUCCGAAAAUAAUGAAAGAGAAACCAGUCCGUUACAAAAGUAUGAACCAGAAAAAGAAAGAGAUAAGAAACCGGAUAAACCAAAAAAUCGUAAACCAGCUCCUCCGCCACUUGACUUCAAUGAACUUUUGAAGUUGGCUGAACAAAAGAAACGAGAGCCUGUCGAUGUAGUGAAUAAAAAAGCCAUAGCCGAGCCUGAGCCAGACAGAUUAAUGACUAAAAAACAGAAAAGGGAACACGAAGAAGAGAUGGCGCGACGACAACGACGCCAGGAAAGAAUAGACGCAGAGAAAGCCGGUGGCCGAAAAAGCGUGAAUGUAAAUAAGGAAAAGCCUGUGGAUAAGGAAUAUAAGCGAGAGGUGCCAAGUGGUUUUGGUCGAAUCCCAAAAAUUGGUGCGCAACCUUCUAACAAACAGGAAAAAAGUACUGUAGAAAGGGAAAGAUCUGAAAAACAACAAUUUGAUAAGCAACGAAUUGAAAAGAUGCAAAGAGAAAAAGAAACAGCAAGAGUGGAAAAGAAUAAAACUGACAGUGACAAAGAAAAAAUAGAUAAAUUGAAAGCAGAGCGAGACAGAAUUGACAGAGAAAUGGAGAGACUUAAUAGAGAACGGGAAAAAUUAGACAAAAAUAAAGUUAAAUUAGAAAGCACGAUAGAGAAAAAUAGAUUAGAAAAAGUAGAUAGAACAAAACUGAAUAAAGAAGAUGCCUUAAAACAAGACUUUAAAAAAAAUAUAGGUAUAAAGACUCAAAAUACAUACAGGAUAGAUAAAAAUUCAAAUGAAAGAAAUGUUUUGCCACAGAAAUCUGAUAAACUUACUAAUGGUCACAGUACAAAAGGAAAGCCAGUGCCAAAAAAUAAGGAUGAUUUCGAUAGAGAAAGAAUGAUGAGGGAAAAGCUAGCAUUAGCAAAACGUAGAGCGUUAAUUGAUGCUCAGAGGUCUAAUGGACAUGUUAGAAAUGAUAAAAAUAAACAAAUGCCUGACACAAGUAGGAGUAAUGCUAAAAUCAGUGAUGAUAAAAGAAGUGGCCCUAGUAAUUCUAAGCAGCCUGGAGCUAGUAAGCCAGCCAUCAGUAAUAACUUUGAUUUUGAUAAACAUGUCAAUGCACUAAAGAAUGGAAAGAAAUUGCCGCCGGGUGCCAUGAAAAAACGACCACAUCCAGAUGACCUCAAAAAGAAACCAAAACGACGCAUGGUUGAUUCUGAUUCGGAGUACGAUUCAGAAAUGGACGACUUCAUAGAUGAUGGCGAAGAGGAACUCGAUUAUUCUUCAGCAAUCAAAGAAAUAUUUGGCUACGACAAGUCCAAAUAUCGAGACAUUGACGACGAUGACGACCCAGCAAUGGAGUCCAAUUUUGCCCAACAGCAAAGGGAAGAGUAUAUUAGCAAGAAGUUAGGUAUCAUGGAAGAUUUGGAAGACAUGCGUUUAGAAGCCAUGGAGAAGAAGAAAAAAGGAAAACGGAGAAUUUCGGAUGAUUGAGAAACCACACUGUUAUUUAAUAUUAACGGACCA
Leptidea sinapis is the source of this 2276-nucleotide messenger RNA. Its product is annotated as protein SPT2 homolog. NCBI's taxonomy places the organism in Eukaryota, Metazoa, Arthropoda, Insecta, Lepidoptera, Pieridae. Bases 213 to 2243 code for a protein of 676 amino acids. The transcript has 9 exons. The record is from RefSeq and is a predicted model, not a curated record.